AUGGGGGAGGUGAGAAAACUGCAGAAGAAGUUAAGACAGAUUGCGAAUCUGGAGUUAAAAGUUUCUCUUACUGCUGAAGAACAAAUCAAGGUUUUGAAGAAGGAGGAGCUGCGCAUCAGAUUGGCUGAACUGCUGCUGCAACUUUCUGGCCCGCAGCAACCCCAUUGUAUUGUGGGUGAAGAGGAUAAAAUGAAAAGACAAAUAGAAGAUGAAACUAAAAAUCACACAGAACACAGUCCGGCGGUGAAGAUAGCACGGGAGGAUCAGCAGCAGAAGAAGAAAAAGAAAGAUAAAGGACUAGAGAAAGAACAACAGAAAGAGGGCGGAGAACAAACCCCUGAACCUCCGGACCCAGAAUCCGAAUUCAAAACGCUGAAAGGAUUGUGGGAAAAGUCCAAGUUUCGCCUCAGGCCUCUGGAAGGUCACAGUGACAUCAUUACUUGCGUGGCUUCUGUGGAUAAUCUGGUGAUUUCUGGCAGUCGUGAUACCACGCUAAAGGUUUGGCAUGUUCCCACGGCAACGGAGCAACGCAAUCUGGGAGGUCACCGUGGUGGAGUCACCUGUCUCAUUGCACCGCCUGCAGAAUAUUGCAGGAAAUUGGCGUCCGCUCUGCAUGUGGGUGAGAAGGAGAGAUUUGUCCUGAGCGGUUCCAGUGACUGCUGCGUACGAAUCUGGGCUCUAAGCUCCGGCCAAUGUGUGAAGUCAAUCUACACCUUUAACGCCAUCAGCAGCAUCUGUUUCAUAGCGGAGUGGGAAGGCUAUAUCGUCACAGGCUCAGAUGCUGGGAAGCUGCAGGUGUGGGACUGUCGCUCUCUGGAGAACCAUCAAUCAGUCAAUGCGCACCUGGAUGCCAUCACCACGCUACAGUCCCAGGGUCCUCUGGUGUUCAGUGGCUCGGCCGAUGGCGGCGUGUGCGUAUGGGAGGUGUGCGACGGUGCAGCGGAACCCCUCCGCAGGCUGCACCAGUGGGGGCCGGAAGUCACAGGCUGCAGCGGGGUCAAUAAUGCUGCAGGAGGGCUGAGGCUGAGUGCCUGUGGCGAUCAGGUUUUCCUGGCCAGCGGAAGAUCUAGCAUCCGUGUGCUCAACUGGAGAACAGGCAGGGUGAGCAGAUUAACCAAUCACAGCAGCACUGCCGGUGUCACGGAUUGUGUCAAUCAAACACCGGGCGUUCUGAUCGGCUCCAGCUUUGACCUCACCACUGGAGAGAGUACCCUUAACUUGUUCUCUCUUCCUCAAAGCAGGUACCUCGUCUCGCUAAGCAGUUCAGAUUUACCCAGAAUUCUUUGUUUUGCGGCGUGGCACACCCCGAGCGGCGGUCAUCGCUGGGUCACGGGAGGUCGGAACUUGACGGUUUGGGAACAGCUUCCAGAUAAUUUCAAAAAAAGAGGAGACGUGACCGUGAGACGAGACAGACGAUUGGAGAAUUCGCUUGCAGAAUCUGAUCAAGACUCAGAGGAGGACAGUGAUGAUGUUGCUGACGAUGACGAUGAAGAUGAAGACUCCUCGCCCCGAGACACCUCGGAUGCUGAAGACGUGUCAGGUUCAUCAUGGCAACGCUGCGUCCUCCAGUGAGAGAGACAGAAGAACACCGAAUGCUACAGAGAGGCUUGGCGGGGACUGACUGGAACGUGAGGUGUGAAGAGUAGUGGUGCAUCGAGCGAGAGCAAAGCUGGACAGCAGAUUGUUCUUCAUAUAAACGUUGCAUCACAGAGCCAAUAAAAGUGACGUUUUGUGUUUGCACUCUUGUCGCUGCCAUUUUUGUGCAUUUACACUGAUCAGCCAUAACAUUAAA
Messenger RNA from Trichomycterus rosablanca, 1792 nucleotides. RefSeq lists its product as uncharacterized. The transcript is spliced from 13 exons. The record is from RefSeq and is a predicted model, not a curated record. The coding region runs from base 1 to 1572 and encodes 523 amino acids. Gene Ontology annotation, molecular function: protein binding; U3 snoRNA binding. Gene Ontology annotation, cellular component: small-subunit processome. Lineage: Eukaryota; Metazoa; Chordata; Actinopteri; Siluriformes; Trichomycteridae.